AUGGGAUCCGCUGCGUUAGUGCUGGUAUGGUCGCACCCGUCAGUAAUUGCGGUCCGAGCGAAUUUGAUCGCCGGGAUCGAUAGCAACCGCGGAGGAACCGGGCCAGCGAUUGUGGGGUCCGCGGAGCUCGUGGCGAUCAAAAACGAGGGGCCAGCGAGUUCUGAUGAGAUCCGGUGCGUUAGUGCUGGUAUGGUCGCACCCGUCAGUAAUUGUGGUCCGAGCGUACUUGAUGUCAGUGCAGCGGGGGGAGCGAUCGCAACCGUUGAGGGACCGGGCCAGCGAUACGCAGGGAGCGAUCACAACCGCGGAGGGACCAGGCCAGCAAUUUUGGGGUCCGCGGAGCCCGUGGCGAUCGAAAGCGAGGAGCCAGCGGGGAGCGCUUGGAGGGGCGAGAUUGGGGAAAAAAUUGCUUCAGCGUCCAGCGCAGGGUGCGAUAGCAACCGCGGAGGGACUAGGCCAGCGAUAGUGGGUUCCGCGGAGCCGGCGGCGAUUGAAAGCGAGGGGCCAGCGGGUAGCGCUUGGAGGGGCGAGAUAGCGGAAAAAAAUUGCUUUAGCGACGAGAAGGUCCAGUGCAGGGAGCGAUCGCAAUCGCGGAGGGACCGGGCCAGUGAUUGUGGGGUCCACGGAGCCGGCGGCGAUCGAAAGAGAAAAGGGGGGCAGCACGAGGAUUUCCCAGGUGGUCACCCAUCCGAGUACUACUCUCGCCGAAGCACACUUAUCUUCGGAGUUCUGAUACGAUCCGGUGCGUUAGUGCCGCGCAGGGAGCGAUCGCAACCGCGAAGGGACUGGCCAAUGAUUGUGGGGUCCGCGGAGCCGGUGGCGAUCGAAAGCGAGGGGCCAGCAGGCGUAGGGAGCGAUAGCAACCUCAGAAGAAUCGGGACAGCGAUUGUUAGGUCUGCGGAGCCCACGGCGAUCGAAAGCGAGGGGCCAGCGGAGAGCGCUUGGUGGCGCGGGAUAGGGGAAAAAAAUUUCUUCAGCGGCGAGAGGUCCAGCGCAGGGAGCGAUCGUAACCGCGGAGGGACAAGGCCAGCGAUUGUGGGGUCUGCGGAGCCGGUGGCUAUCGAAAGCGAGGGGCCAGCGGGGAGCGCUUGGAGGGGCGGGAUAGGGGAAGAAAAUUGCUUAAGCGGCGAGAAGGGGAUCGAUAGCAACCGCGGAAGGACCGGGCCAGCGAUUGUGGGGUCCGCGAAGCCCUCAGCAAUCAAAAGCGAGGGGCCAGCAGGGAGAGCUUGGAGGGACGAGAUAGGGGAAAAAAAUUGCUUCAGCAGGGAGAAUGCGCAGGGAGCGAUCGCAACCGCGGAUGACAGUGCCAGCGAUUGUUGGGUCCGCGGAGCCCGCGGCGAUCGAAAGCGGAGAGCCAGCGGGGAGCGCAUGGAGGGGCGGGAUAGGGGAAAAAAUUGUUUCAGCGGCGAGAAGGCCCAGCGCAGGGAGCGAUUGCAACCGCGGAUCGGGCCAGCGAAUGUGGGGUCCACGGAGCCGACGGCGAUCGAAAGCAAGGGGCCAGCGGGGAGCGCUUGGAGGGGGGGUCACCCAUCCGAGUACUACACUCGCCCGAGCACGUUUAACAUUGGAGUUCUGACGGGAUCCGGUGCUUUAGUGCCGCGCAGAGAGCGAUCGCAACCGUGGAGGGACCGGGCCAGCGAUUGUGGGGUCCGCGGUGCUGGCGGCGAUCGAAACGAGGGGCCUGCGGGGAGCGCUUGGAGGGUGCUGGUAUGGUCGUACCCGUCAGUAAUUUCGGUCCGAGCGUAUUUGAUGUCAGUCCAGCACCGGGCCAACGAUUGUGGGGACCGCAAAGCCGACGGCGAUCGGAAGCGAGGGGCCAGUGAGGAGCCCUUGGAGGGGCGGGAUAGGUCCGGCGUGGGGAGUCAUAGCAACCGCGGAGGGACCGAGCCAGCGAUUGUGGAGUGGGGUCCACCGAGCCGGCGGCGAAUGAAAGCUAGGGGCCAGCGGAGAGCGCUUGGACGGGCGGGAUAG
Messenger RNA from Olea europaea var. sylvestris, 1971 nucleotides. Its product is annotated as fibril-forming collagen alpha chain-like. NCBI's taxonomy places the organism in Eukaryota, Viridiplantae, Streptophyta, Magnoliopsida, Lamiales, Oleaceae. The record is from RefSeq and is a predicted model, not a curated record. The coding region runs from base 1 to 1971 and encodes 656 amino acids. The transcript has 17 exons.